AUGGCUGCAGCAAAUGCGAAAGGAGAAAAAUUGCUUAUGUUCGUGAUCGGAAAGUCGAAAAGUCCGCGAUGGUUUAAGAAUAUCAAUCAUCUUCCUACCCAGUAUACAUUGCAAAAAGAGAGCUGGAUGAGCAGCGAAAUCUUCGAAGAGCGGGUACGUAAAGUCGACCGAAAAUUCCGGGUAGAUGGUCGAAAAAUUGCUCUCAUUAUCGACAACUGCCCUGCUCAUCCAACGUUGUCCAAUUUGACCAGCGUGCAGCUUGUCUUUCUGUCACCAAAUACGACGUCUAUCUUGCAACCAAUGGACCAAGGUGUCAUUCGCAGCCUCAAAGCGUAUUAUCGUGGAAAGGUUGCUGCCAUUGAUGAUUCUGAUGACCCGUUUAAAGAUCUUCAAGAAAGCUUGAAUAACUUGAGGAAAGCAGAUUCAUCAAUGGUGCCGAAUGAUGUCACCGCUACUGCUUUAGUGAGCUUGGCACGACGACGUCAUUGCAACAGCCCCUGA
This is a messenger RNA of Penaeus monodon (black tiger shrimp), 501 nucleotides long. RefSeq names its product tigger transposable element-derived protein 4-like. The transcript is spliced from 2 exons. The record is from RefSeq and is a predicted model, not a curated record. Gene Ontology annotation, cellular component: nucleus. The coding region runs from base 1 to 501 and encodes 166 amino acids. Gene Ontology annotation, molecular function: DNA binding. Lineage: Eukaryota; Metazoa; Arthropoda; Malacostraca; Decapoda; Penaeidae.